Molecule: messenger RNA, 656 nt
Organism: Lolium rigidum
Lineage: Eukaryota; Viridiplantae; Streptophyta; Magnoliopsida; Poales; Poaceae
Exons: 3
Coding region: 12-656 (214 amino acids)
Source: RefSeq, a predicted model, not a curated record
UUAGAUUAGCCAUGUCGCUCGCAGCUCCGCCGGCGCCGCCGCUGCCGCCUCCUCGGCUCCGCGCCUUCAGGCCCUCCGCCGCCGGCCAGUCCCGCGCUCUCUCUGGACGCGGGAGGAGUCUAGGCUCCCUCGGCCGCGCAUACUGCCUCUUCUCCGGCGGCGGAGGCUGGAAGCAGGAGAGUGCCUUGGGACUCAGCAUGGAAGGUUUUGAGCUAUGUGGAAUGGAAACCGAAACAAGGCAGCAAAGAGCUCGGCGUGGUGGUCCUUGUCCUGCAGCCCGUGGGGGCGGAGGAAGGUCUGGAGGAGGAGGAGGCGGCGGUGGCGGCGGUUGGUUCAGGUGGUUUAGCAGCGGAGGUUUCUGGGAUGCGGCGAAGCAAACUGUUCUCACGAUCCUCGGCAUUAUUGCGGCGUUCUUCCUGAUUGCGAACUUCAACGUGCUGGUGGCAGCUGCUGUCAAUCCUCUGCUGCUUGUGCUGCGGCAGAUACGGCGUGCAAUCACCUUUGCGGCUUAUUGCGUUUCUCGGGGCAUGGCGGCGCCCGGUUCUAGGCCAAAAUCAACUCCUAUAGCCAGCAGCGAAUUGGCUGCAAUGCCUGUCAAAGGAAGAGCCGAGUUGUCUGCGAAAGAAAGAGUUAUUAGGAAAUGGGGUUCAGACUGA